AGUCUACACGUCACUCUCUCUCAAUCUCAUUGCGCGGUCAUUUUUGCUCGGGACGUCUGUGCGGCAACAUCUUGUACAAUGAAAGGCAUCAACGGGGCCAAACGAGUCCGCCACGACGCCUCCCCCACUGCCCAGGAUGGUUACGUGACCCCGGAGAAGCGAGUGAAACGUUGGAGCGGCGGCCAGACCGCUGCCAAUUACCGGGAAUGGGACGUGGAGGAGGUGUGCUUGUUUCUGGCUAGCCAUGGGCUCGGAGAGCUGGAGGUGAUCUUCAGAGAAAACAAGAUAAAGGGGCGAAUACUGGAAUAUCUUACAGACUCGCAUUUAAAAGAUCUCCAGAUAAGUUCUGUUGCUUUAAGGUUGGAUCUUCUGUCCUGUUUGCGAAUGCUGUGCCAGAACUCACCCAGUAUCAUGAAGGUGUUCAAUGACCCAAUACAUGGUCACAUUGAGUUGCACCCUCUGCUAGUCCGUAUCAUUGACACCCCUGAGUUUCAGCGCCUGAGAUACAUCAAACAGCUCGGAGGAUCCUAUUAUGUCUUUCCUGGGGCUUCUCACAACAGAUUUGAGCACUCCAUUGGAGUGGGAUACCUGGCCGGAUGUCUAGUUCAGGCAUUGCACGAGAGACAGCCAGACCUUCAGAUUGACAUGAGAGACAUGCUCUGUGUUCAGAUAGCUGGACUUUGUCAUGACCUUGGACAUGGACCCUUUUCCCAUAUGUUUGAUGGGAGAUUUAUGCCCCUUGCCUGCCCCCAAAAAAAGUUUAAGCAUGAGUCUGCAUCAGUAGCAAUGUUUGACCACCUUAUACAAUCCAAUGGUUUAGAGGAAGCGAUGAAAGAGAACGGACUUUGCUUACCCGACGACUUAACCUUUAUCAAAGAGCAAAUAGCAGGGCCUCUGUCAUCAGAAGCUGAGCAGCAGUUUAACUCCAGCCCAAAUAGCUCUUCGUGGCCGUAUCGAGGUCGGACAGAAGAGAAAAGCUUCCUCUAUGAAAUUGUGGCUAACAAAAGAAAUGGCAUUGAUGUGGAUAAGUGGGACUAUUUUGCCAGGGAUUGUCACCAUCUGGGCAUUCAAAACAACUUUGACUACAAGCGAUUUUUAAAAUUUGCCCGAGUUUGUGAAGUCGGCAGCAAGAAGCACAUCUGCACCCGAGACAAGGAAGUUGGAAAUCUGUAUGACAUGUUCCAUACCCGCAAUUGUCUCCACCGACGGGCGUACCAGCACAAAGUGGGCAACAUCAUUGAGACAAUGAUCACAGAUGCUUUUGUAAAGGCAGACCCUCACAUCAAAAUAGAAGGGGCCAAUGGAAAGUAUUAUUCAAUCUCUGGUUCAGUGGAUGAUAUGGUGGCUUAUACCAAACUCACAGAUAACAUAUACCAUCAGAUCCUGUAUUCUAAUGAUCCCAAUCUGAAGGAAGCCAGAGAAAUCUUGCAAAAAGUAGAACGGCGACACCUGUACAAAUACAUAGGACAAACGCACCCGCACAGCAACUCCAGAAUUGAACCGGAUAAGUAUGAUAAAUUACCAGCUGAUCUGGCAAGUUCAGUUCCACAAACAUCAGCAAAAGAUGUAGAACUUCACGCAGAGGAUUUCAUAGUAGAUGUAAUCCAUAUGGACUAUGGAAUGAAAGAGCAGAAUCCGAUAAACAACGUGCGCUUCUACUGCAAGGCUGAUCCACGCAAAGCAAUUAAGAUCAGAAGAGAUCAGGUUUCCCAGCUCCUGCCAGAGAAAUUUGCUGAGCAGAUUAUCCGUGUUUAUUGCAAGAAAACUGACGAAAAGAGCUUGGAGACUGCAAAAAGAUACUUUAUUCAGUGGUGCAUGAACAAGGAUUUCUCUAAACCACAGGAUGGGGAUGUUGUAGCUCCAGAUAUGACUCCCCUGAAAGCCAGUUGGGUUGAUGACGAUGAUGAUGAAGAUAAUGAAGGCCCACAACAGACAGAGCUUCUGCACAAAUCCAGAGUGAAGCUGUUUACUAACUAAUAGCCUGUGUAUGGGGCAAGCUGCUUUUAAAUAUCCAUUUUCAUGCACCGGAAAGUUCAUGCCUGGAUUCUGUUGUCCUACAUAGAACUUGCACCUAGACUAUCACAAAUGCUGCACUCUCAGUCCCAGUUGAAGUCUAUUGUUCCUUCCCCCCUAUUUCCAGGACCUCAAAUGUGUUCCUUUUACCUCCUCCAAUACGACAGAGUGAAUGUCAUGGAGUAAGUGCCAGUGUUUCCUCCUGCAGUAAGAAUCGAUGCUGAAAUCGGUUUUACUCCAUCUCUGAAUGUACUCCUUGAUUUUACUCACAGCUCCGGAACAGCUCCGUGUUUAUCAUGGAAACCUGAAGAAUCACAGUACUCACUGCUCAAAAGCAAAGGUAAUAUUGGGCAUGGGAACAACUUCCUAUCAGGUGGCUUUGAACUACAACUCUCACAUCCGAGGAUUACAGUUCAAGAACAUCUGGAAUUGUAGAAGUUGCCCACCGCUGCUUUCCUUAGUCUAAAUAAUGUUUGUGCUUUUUUUUUAUUUUGUAUGAGACUUCUGGGGCUCCAGGCUUGUUCCUAACCAGUGUUCUAUAAUGUGGGAGUGUCUUACUAUGGGCACCCCCUGUUAUUGUUUGCUUGGUUCUUUAUUUUAAUAUUUGUGUGGUUUAGGUUUUUUAUCAUUAUUAUUUUAAUCAAUCGAUAACCAAUAGGCUUAUACACAGUGGCCGUGCAUCAUGACUCUCUUUAUCGGAAGUGACCCUUUAAAUCAUUCAGUUCAACUCACAACACCCAGAACAAAUCUUUUUUUUUUUUUUUUUUUUGAAAGAAAAAAUAUUAUUUAAUUUUAAAAUUAUAAAGGGAGUAAGGGAAAAUAUCUAUAUGGAAUUCGUCAUUUAUUUGCCCUGUGCAAAUGCGGCGGUGUACGAUGAAAGUCUUGCAUUUCAGUUCAUUCUAGGGAUGUACCAAAUCCACUCUUUUGGAUUCGGCCGAACCCCUGAAUCUUUCUUGAAAGAUUAGGCCGAAUACCUAAUCCUAAUUUGUAUAUGCAAAUUAGGGGUGAGAAGGGGAAAUUUAUUUUACUUCCUUGUUUUGUGACAAAAAGUCGAAAAAGCCGAAAAAGCCGAAUCCUGCUGAAAAAGGCUGUGUCCUGGUCGAAUCCCCGAUUCCUGGAUUCGGUUCAUCCCUAGUUCAUGCAGAGUAGAACAUUACGGGGGAAGAAAAAGUUAUAUUCACAUACAUAGAGGUGCACUCUCAGCUUUGCACGCAUUAAAAAUUAGGGAUGCACUGAAUCCAGGAUUCAGCCUUUUUCAGCAGGAUUUGGAUUCGGCCUGAACCGAAUCUGAAUUCUAAUUUGCAUAUGCAAAUUAGGGGCAGGGAGGGAAAUCGCAUGACUAUUAGACACAAAACAAGGAAGUGAAAAAAUGGUUUCCCCUUCCCACGUCUAAUUUGCAUAUGCAAAUUAGGCUUCGGUUCGGUAUUUGGCCAAACCUUUUGCAAAGGAUUCGGCUGAAUCUAAAAUAGUGGAUUCGGUGCAUCCCUUUUAAAAAUGAAACCAAAUUUUAGGGUUAAAAAAACAUUCAUUUUGGACAAAGGCCAAAACGUUGGGUUGUUUGUUUUUUGUUUUGAUGCCUAAUAAAUACUGUAUAAAGUAUUUACACACACACUCCAGUUAAUUUAGGGAUGUCGUUUUUAUGGUCGUUGCUAGUGUGACAUU
Xenopus laevis (African clawed frog) is the source of this 3675-nucleotide messenger RNA. RefSeq names its product SAM domain and HD domain 1 L homeolog (gene samhd1.L). The transcript has 16 exons. Gene Ontology annotation, biological process: dGTP catabolic process; regulation of innate immune response; defense response to virus. Lineage: Eukaryota; Metazoa; Chordata; Amphibia; Anura; Pipidae. Gene Ontology annotation, cellular component: nucleus; chromosome. Bases 79 to 1977 code for a protein of 632 amino acids. Gene Ontology annotation, molecular function: deoxynucleoside triphosphate hydrolase activity; dGTPase activity. The record is from RefSeq and is a predicted model, not a curated record.